Messenger RNA from Trichoplusia ni (cabbage looper), 914 nucleotides. RefSeq names its product troponin C (gene TpnC25D). The record is from RefSeq and is a predicted model, not a curated record. Bases 109 to 564 code for a protein of 151 amino acids. Gene Ontology annotation, molecular function: calcium ion binding; enzyme regulator activity. The transcript has 5 exons. NCBI's taxonomy places the organism in Eukaryota, Metazoa, Arthropoda, Insecta, Lepidoptera, Noctuidae.
AGGAAGGAAUGCUAUAAAUAAGGGUGCCACGCCGACGUAAAAUCUAGUGUAACAACACUCGCACUCGGAUUCGGUUCUUGUUACAACUGCCAACCCUACACAAACACCAUGGACACUGACGAUGACCAAAAGAUGGCCAUGCUGCGCAAGGCCUUCCAGAUGUUCGACACCACCAAGUCCGGAUACAUAGAUGUCCUGAAGAUCUCAACCAUCCUCAACACCAUGGGUCAGCUCUUUGAUGACUCAGAACUGCAAGCACUCAUCGACGAAAAUGACCCAGAAAACUCUGGCAAAAUCAACUUCGAUGGCUUCUGCAACAUUGCGUCCCACUUCUUGGAGGAGGAAGAUGCUGAGGCUAUGCAACAGGAACUGAAGGAAGCUUUCAGGUUAUACGACCGUGAAGGCAACGGUUACAUCACCACUUCUACCCUCAAGGAGAUCCUGGCUGCCCUCGAUGACAAGCUCAGUUCGAGCGACUUGGACGGCAUCAUCGCUGAAAUUGACACUGACGGCUCCGGAACCGUCGACUUCGAUGAAUUCAUGGAGAUGAUGACUGGAGACUAAACAAAUCGUCUGUCACUUUUAAAUUAUAGUAUUAUUAUAUUUAGAUGUUAUUUUUAUUGUAUUUUAAAAAGUUAAGACUAUGACAUUAGUACAAAACCUGAUGCGGUAUUAGCAUGGUUGUUUAAUUAAUUUGCACAUUUUACUCUAUCUUAUAGAUAGGCACUUGUUUAUGUAAUAAAGUUUAACCUACGAGGGUAGGCCAGGAUUUUUUUCUAAAUUCGUUUCAAAAAUUAUUUCCGGAAUAAUUUAAACGAAACGAGUUCACAAACAAUUAUAUGCUAAUAUUUAUAACGCAUUGCACAUUAUUGGGAGUAUACUUAAAACAUGAUCAUUAUAACGUCAAUACAAAA